UCUUUGUUCGUCUCGUUUCUCGCUCUCCGACUCUCAGUCUCUCACCCUUCACUUUUCUGUCUAAUUCUCACUUGCCCUAACGCUGCCGCCGCUGCCACCAUCCAUCGCCGCCGUAAAGUGCGAAGGCAGGCAACUGAAUCAUUCACCGCCACCACCUAAAACGGCAAAUAGUCAGCUGGAUCGCCUCCCGCCGGCGUACCGCCGUGGUGACUCGAGGUUUGCGGCCACCGUCGCCGCCGCAGCACUACAACUGUGGUGUUGAUGGCGGAAUCACUAUAGAAUUUAGUGACUCAGUGUAGCUUCGCAUCGCAAAUGGCUCUUCUUUCUCGGAAAGGGACUCUUUUUCUGCUCUUUCUGUUCUCGAUCUUCUUGUUAUCGGCAUCAGCAUCUAAUGGUUCGGGAGAAGAAGAAGAAGAGUUCUGGGAAGAGCUGCUACUGAAGCCGUUGCCCGAUCGCAAAGUGCUCUCACAUUUUCACUUCCAGAAUGAGGCUCCUCUCUCCGAUUCCUUCGCCCGUCACCAUCACCUCUUCCCGAAAUCCAUCGCUCAGCUGGUUAAGAAAUUUCAUAUUAAAGCCAUGGAGUUAUCAUUCACACAAGGUCGGUGGAACUAUGAAAGGUGGGGUGGAUUUGAUCCAAUAUCAAGCCAUAAUGCAAAGCCUCCUGGAGUUGAAUUGUGGGCAGUCUUUGAUGUUCCUCCACAUCAAGUUGAUGCUUCUUGGAAAGAUUUAACCCAUGCACUGUCAGGUCUGUUUUGUGCUUCAAUCAACUUCCUAGAGUCUUCCACCACUUAUUCUGCUCCAAAAUGGACAUUUCAGUCAGCUUUAGGUAGUUUAAGAUAUGGGACUCUGCCACGAGAAGCUGUCUGCACUGAGAACCUUACACCUUGGUUAAAACUCCUCCCUUGUAGAGACAAAGCUGGACUCUCUGCCUUAAUGGAUAGACCGUCUAUAUACAAAAGCUUUUAUCACUCCCAGCGGUUGCAUUUAACACAAGCCAAGACUGGUGCAGAUCCGAAAAAUUCAAGAGUUGUUCUAGAGCAAACACUUACAGUUGUACUUCAUCCCAAUAUUCUGACUGGUGGUACUAAUUAUGUUAGUGAAGCAAAGAUGCAACCAAGUUGGUCUCUGAGUUCAAUAUUUGGAAGAAAAAUCAAUGGAAAAUGUGUUCUUGCCAAAUCAAGUAAUGUUUAUCUCCAAGUUGAGAGAGGUCUGGUUACACAACUUGAGAAUCUCCAGAGCAGUACUGCUACAUUUGCUGCCAAUGGCACAAAUCUUGAUGAUUUUGGAAGGAAUGUUGGCUUUGAAUUAUCUGUUAAUCCUGACAGGGUACUUAAAGAGGUGGAAAAGAGCUCCUCCAUUCUGUAUGAAUAUCCAAUCAAAGUGCACAAAGACAGUGAGCAAUUUGAUUUAGGCAUUACAUGGAAGCAUCCUGUUAUUUGGUCAACCCCACAUGCGCCUUUAUAUGCCAGUAGGUUUCUAAUGGGCAGUGGAAACGAAAGGGGUGCCAUUGCAAUAUGCAUGAAGUCAACAGAAUCUGCUCAAGGGUUAGUUGCAGCCAAUUAUGUUGACCAGAGAUGUAAUUUUCAAGUUAAUGUUCUUCAAAUUGUGCCUUGGUAUAUUAAGGUGUAUUAUCACACUUUACAAUUAUUUGUGGAUGAAAAGCCUCAAGUACUCACAGACUUUGUUGAGAGAAUGCGUGUUUCACCUUCUGAAGACAAAGUAUCACCAGGGUUGAUGGAACUGGUCCUCAAAUUGCCCUGUGAGGUUAAGUCAGCAGUAUUGAAUAUAGAGUUUGAUAAGGGCUUCUUGCACAUUGAUGAGUACCCUCCAGAUGCUAAUCAAGGAUUUGACAUUCCAUCAGCAAUAAUAAGCUUUCCUGACUUCAAUGCUGGCCUGCAAUUUUCUGAUAACUCUCUAAGCAAGACCCCAAUGUUGUCCAAGUUACAGGAAAGGAGUCCUGUUAUCUCAUACACGGAAGUUUUGCUUGUACCCUUGACAACCCCGGACUUCAGUAUGCCUUAUAAUGUCAUAACAAUUACAUGCACAGUUUUUGCAUUGUAUUUUGGAUCUUUGUUAAAUGCACUCCGGAGACGUGUUGGAGAGGAGGAAAGGCGCCUGAAUGAUAAAGGCGGAAAGAAAGACGCGCUUCUUAAUCGAGUACUAGGUAAAUUAUCUUCCAAGUUCAGAGGGAGAUCAUCAGUGUCCUCUCAGCCAUCAUCAUCGUCGUCAUCAUCCCUCGUUAGCCCAAAAUUGAUUCUUAGAGUACUGUUAGUUGCAGGAAUUGCUGUUGCAUGGCAAUACUACUCAUAACUAGGUACUACUUUCGGUGUUAAAUUAUGUACAUUACAAGCCUUUACUUCCACUGCUAAAUGUACUUCAUUCAUAUAUCUAUGUUUCUGUUUGAUCAAGUUAACGUUUGUACAUCACCAAAUUGAUUGUAUCAAAAUUUUGACGAUUGAUGUUAAUUUUGAUUAUUAUGACAAAGUAGAAGUCACACUACCUUUUUUGC
Arachis stenosperma is the source of this 2509-nucleotide messenger RNA. RefSeq lists its product as uncharacterized. Gene Ontology annotation, biological process: attachment of GPI anchor to protein. The transcript has 5 exons. Gene Ontology annotation, cellular component: GPI-anchor transamidase complex. Lineage: Eukaryota; Viridiplantae; Streptophyta; Magnoliopsida; Fabales; Fabaceae. The coding region runs from base 313 to 2310 and encodes 665 amino acids. The record is from RefSeq and is a predicted model, not a curated record.